CGACACUCGGCAAAAUGGCGGAGCCGCUGAGUGUCGGCGUGAACCUGGACGCCUUCGCUCACGCCAUCGGCGCCAUCCAGCAGCUCCGCUCCAGCGUCACCCGCGUCUUCGACAGCCUGAAGGAUGGGAUGAGGAACAAGGAGACGCUGGAGGGCCGCGAGAAGGCCUUCAUCAGCGACUUCCAAGAGAACCUGCACUCCGUCAACCGCGACCUGAAUGAGCUGGAACGUCUGAGUAACCUGGUGGGACGUCCAUCAGAGAGUCACCCACUUCACAACAGUGGUCUGUUGAGCCUUGAUCCGGUGCAGGACAAAACGCCCCUAUACAGCCAACUUUUACAGGCCUACAAAUGGUCCAACAAGCUCCAGUUCCAUGCCGGCUUAGCCUCCAGCUUGUUGAACCAACAGUCGCUGAAACGUUCUGCUAUGCAGAUGGGAGUCUCGGCGAAACGUCGUCCCAAGGUCCAGCCCAGCACGCUCGCUCUGCCACCUCAGUACGUGGACGAUGUGAUUGCGCGGAUUGACAGGAUGUUUCCCGACAUGUCCAUCAGCCUCUCGAGGCCAAAUGGAUCCUCCGCAGUGCUGCUGGUGACCCUUGGGAAGGUGUUGAAGGCCAUUGUGGUGAUGAGGAGUCUGUUUAUCGACCGGACCAUUAUCAAGGCUUACCACGAGCACGUGCUGACGGACGAUGGGAAGCUGGACAUCUGGUCUAAGUCCAGUCAUCAGGUCUUUCAGAAGGUGACGGAUCACGCCACCACGGCCCUGCUACACUACCAGCUGCCCCAGAUGCCGGACGUGGUGGUCAGGUCUUUCAUGACCUGGCUCCGAAGUUACAUCAAGUUAUUCCAGGCUCCGUGUCAGCGCUGUGGCAGAUUCCUGCAGGACGGGCUGCCUCCCACGUGGAGAGACUUCCGCACCCUCGAGGCCUUCCACGAUACCUGCCGGCAGUGAUCAGCCCACCCACCGACCGACUGAUGCACCUGCGCGACUGAGCUCGUCGCAUCCCGGUGUGGGUGACACCCGGCGGGCAGCCCGUGCCGUGAGCACCCGUGCAUUCAGCGCGAGAAGGACUCUAAUUUGCGGGAGGAAAAACUAUUCCCAGACGUGUUAUUGUUAGAAAGUGCCUCGCAGGAGUAAAGGUGGCCAUGCUGCAGGUCUGAUUGGGGGAAUGUUCUCCCGUCUGAAUGUCCCCUUUAAGUUCCAAGUGUCGCUUUUUAUAUAUUCUCUUAAAAAGUACUCUGCUGCCUUAUGUUUAUAGCUGUAUUUUUGUCGUGUAUUUCCUCUUCCAUCACCUGUCACUCGCCCUCUUGGCUUGUGAGGUUGAUGCUCUGUGCCGAAUCCUGUGGAGAGGGUUGGUGGGUGUGGAAGCAGCCGUUGGGAUGAACCCCCUCUCCUGACAGAGCGGAGCUUUUGAUGUGUAAACUCAGGGACCCCGCUCUCCGUCCGCUUGCUGAACCGGUCAGUUUCUUCCCCUCCAUUCCCUGCCCUUCUGCAUCACUUUGAUCCCAAACAGAUCAUCUCUCUACAGUGGUUUAGUGGACAGUCUGUCCCCCACAGACUCCGAGGUCAUGGUUCCAGCUCAGGCCAGCGUUUGGACUUAGGUCUUCUCAGGCUCUUUAACCAUCCCAGAUACGAGGGAGGGAGGGAGUGGAGGGUCAUGCUUGUUGUUGCAUGUCCCAGGCGAAAGGGAGAGCAAUAGAGAGAGAGGCAGGGGGAACUCGCAGAGCUCUGUAUGACGUGUGCUGUUCUGCCUUCACAAUCUCAGGCGAUGCCGGGAAUAGCACAGGUCAUACAGAGAAGAUCUUCCAUCUUCAAAGGAAGAUGAAAACGCAUCUCGAUCUGCUGUACCGUUAUUGCCCAGCAUUUCUCUGGUUUGCUGCGGGAUGCCUGCUCUGCACUGGCUUUGUUUCACAGCCUCAUAGAGUGGAAUACUCUGUCCACACAGAGAGAGAGAGAGUCACACAGCUCAUUAAUUGAGCAUUCACCCCAGGUCCUGUGGUACUUCCAUAAAUAAAGAGUAAGUCUUAAAUUUA
Messenger RNA from Callorhinchus milii (elephant shark), 2032 nucleotides. It is a transcript of the gene med27, whose product is annotated as mediator complex subunit 27. The transcript is spliced from 8 exons. Gene Ontology annotation, biological process: regulation of transcription by RNA polymerase II. The record is from RefSeq and is a predicted model, not a curated record. Gene Ontology annotation, molecular function: transcription coactivator activity. Gene Ontology annotation, cellular component: mediator complex. Lineage: Eukaryota; Metazoa; Chordata; Chondrichthyes; Chimaeriformes; Callorhinchidae. The coding region runs from base 15 to 950 and encodes 311 amino acids.